AUGUCUGUUAAUGCUAUAGAUGACGAUUCACUUUUAAUCCUACUUCGUGAUGCUAUUGUACAACAUUCACCACAUAAAGAUAUUAAAUUUAUUCUUAGUUGUAAAGAACUAAAUAUUAAUGGCGCUGUUCGUCGUGGUCUUCGACCAUUACAUUAUGCUGUAUUUGAGAAUGAUUUUGAAUGUGUUCGUCUUCUUAUUGAAGAUUAUAAAGCCGAUGUAAAUGUCUUAGAUGAAGCUGGUUAUUCACCUAUACAUUUAGCUGCAAAAUAUGGUUUUAUUGAUAUCAUGCAUGUCUUAAUUGAUAAUGGUUCACUUAUUAAUUUUCAUAUUUCAAUAAAUAAUUCUCAAACAUGUUCAAUUCGUACACCAUAUUAUGAUGUUAUGAUAGAACCCUUAAGUCUUUGUUUAGAAAAUAAUCAUAUUGAAUGUGCACGUUUAUUACUUUUUUCUGGUGCAAAUGUUAAUCAACAAUAUUUUCUUGGUUAUGAAAUAAAUUUAUUACCAUAUGAAAAUCUUUCUUCAUUAGAAUUAAUACUUAAACAUGGUGCAAAUGCAAAUGCACUUUCACGUAGUGGUAUAACACCAUUAAUAAAAGCAUGUCGAGAAGGAAAUCUAGGUGCUGUUAUAUUAUUAUGUCGUUAUGGUGCAAAUGUUAAUUAUGUAACAAGAAAAUUUCGACAACGAAAUGCACUUCUUCUAUCGAUUGAAUCUAAACGAUGUGAUAUUAUUGAACAAUUAUUAAUUAAUGGAGGUUUUGUUAAUAAACAUCCGGAUUUAUGUAAUUCACCAUUAGAAUUAGCUAUUCGAAAAGAUCAUAUUGAUGCUAUACAAUUAUUAAUUGCUUUUGGUGCCGAUACAAAUGAAGAAACAAAUGAAGAUAAUGAAUGUACAAUACCAUUAAUUCUUGCUUGUCAAUUAUCAAAUUUACAAAAUCAAUAUACUAUUAUUAAAUGUCUUUUAGAAAAUGAUGCGCAACCAAAUCAUUCAGUUUUAUAUAAUCCUCAACAUUAUUAUCAACAUGUACUAUAUCGAACACCAUUAGUAACUUAUAUUAAACAUGCUCGUGAUCGACAAUUAGAUAUGAGGAUUAUUCGUUUAUUGAUUGGUUAUGGUGCUCGAAUAUCAUUUUCAAGAGGACGAGAUAGUGUUUUACGAGUUUUACGUCGUUUUCAAUCGAAUAAAUAUUUAAUUGAAUUACUUUGUGAUGCUGCUUAUUUAUUUCAAUCAAAUUAUAUUACUGAAUGUACAGAGCUUGAUGAAAAAAUCAAAAUGACUAUAUAUCAAUAUGCAAUAACACCGCGUACAUUAAAAAAUAUUACAAGAAAACAAAUUCGAACAUAUUUAUUUAAUUCAUCAAUGAAAAUACGUAUUGAUCAUGCUGUGAAAAAAUUAGAUAUAUCUAUUUUCUUACAACGAUAUUUACUUUUUAAUGAUGUUUAA
Molecule: messenger RNA, 1440 nt
Organism: Adineta steineri
Lineage: Eukaryota; Metazoa; Rotifera; Eurotatoria; Adinetida; Adinetidae
Source: the annotation of a GenBank genome assembly